AGCGCACGAAGUGUUUUUCCACAAACUUUCUCCACCUAAUCCUACAAGUCUUUCGGUAAAAAACAAUUGGACGACAGCUGUAGUCUUCAGUAGAAGUAUAUCAGAAACAGACAGAAGGCUUACCUGCUUACUUAACCCAUUUUUACUCCCUAUUGCUUACUUAAUCGGAUUGACAGACACAUCAUUGUUCACCAUUCACAGAAGGUGAUACAAAAUAGACAAUUUAUAAGCUAAGCAAUACAUAGAUCAAGCUGAGCAAUCAAUAUGGAGCCGGAGCGAGGUGGUUCGGAAUCGGAGGAGGAAAUCGAAUACCCUGAUGAAGCGGAUCACCCUCGUAGUUCUACUGGAACAGUAGGAGACUUGAGAGAUUAUGGCACUGUAGUAUGCGACUUGAGAGAUUAAGAUGAUGAGUUGGUCUUCUUUAGCUUAGAUUAUCACCUCGUGGUAGUGCAUUGUAAUGAUCAGCUUCUGGUACAUUGUAGUGAUAGCCGGUUUGUAGACCUUCUUUAAUUUGGGCAAAAAAUGAAAUAUGUUCCACGAGAAAUUACGUCCUAUCGAGUGUCUUUUUAGACCAUAAGCAUAUCCUCUAAAGCCCAGUGAUGAAACAAAACGUUGGAAUGCAGAGGGAGAGGCGCGAUCUUGAAGUGGUGCCUCCACCCGCGCAACCACAAAGGAGGAGCUCGCGAAACCAUGACUACGAUCCCUUAUGAAAUCAUGCAUGUAGUUUGGGUUUUCUUGCUCGCUUACAGUAAGCACUGUUGUAGCUCCAGUAAUACUAGAUGAUAUUGCAAGUGCUGCAAAUCUUGGUAUUGGGUACUGUAAUUGGUGACAUUCUCGUGUAACGAGAUUAUAGGUGAAUAUACUUGUUGUUGUUGAACUCACUCUUGAUCUGAAAAUUUGCAAAGAAAUCCAGUUCUUUGUCUUCUUUCAUUCUCGACUCCUCGCGAAACUGAUGGUGGUGACGGCGAUGACGAUCUUGAAAGGGAAAUGAGGUCAGUUUUGCUUGACGAAACAAGUCCGCCUAAGCCCAUACGCCUAGUGGCCGAACAAGAAGCAGUGAGCGAUGACGCCCCUCCUGAUGACAUGCUUGAGGGUGGUACAGAUGAUGGUCCUGAUCAGAGCAAUGCGAAUGAUGCACUAUUAAGGCAACCUCUAGUCCAUCUCAAUAGGGAUCCCGCUUACGUAUGCAGGGGCUAUUUCUGAGACAAAGGGAUCCCCACGAGGAUGAAAUCGGGGUAGCUCUAACACUACCAUCUGACGCCGCUCCAACUAGAAAAUCAAAUGUAACAAGAUCAGCAGCACAACUCUCCGCAGCAGGUAACUCCACAUCAACUCAGCUUAGGAGGAAAGUAGAAGAAGUUAGGCGUCGCAGCAACUUGCCGAAUACUAGCACGACUGGCGAUGAUGAUCAUUAUGUCGCGAACAUCACUGACGAGAUUGCGAGGCUCAGGCAACAAGUAGUCCCUCCAGCACACGCCGAUCGUGGUACUGUCGGUUUCACGAACCUUGUGACGCAUACAGGUAUGGGCUUGGGUUCUUAAUUGGCUGUAGAUGGUGAUCAGAAACUCUGUUAUAAACGAGAGCUCCAUCUUCAAUGAGAAGUCAUGAUAAAGAACGGUGUAGGAACUACGUAGGUCUUUUGUUCCCCCUAGUACUAGUUCUCUCUCCCUUUUUCCCCUCUCAUUUCGCCGACUUCAAGUAAAAGUCGCGGCUCAAGACUAAGCGCGAACAAUUCGCCUCAAUCCAGACGUACAAGGACAGGUCCGGGUGUCAGUCGCGUUGAUAUGAAGAAUGCAGGUAAAGAGAGGGGACAAGGCGGAGACUUAUUGUUAUGGUGCCAGUGCAUACAUUUGAAUGUGAUUGUCCUUCCAUGUUGCGCCAUUUUCUUCAGCGAUUCAACAUGCCUAGAAGCUACAUGUACAUCGAUUUGAAUCCUCAACAAUGUGGUAACAAACACUUUGUUUUAGUACCACACUCUAAGAGCCGAUCCAAGAUCACAACAAGAUACCACAGGAGAAGCAACAAGUGGACAACAAGCAGUCAUACUUCCACCCGAUUUCUUCCAUAAAUCAUGGCAUUUUUUUAACACGGACGAUUUUUGCCCUAUAGAGCAAGAAAAAGCAGCCCUGGAGGCCAUGGAACUGGAUAACGAGACGCAUAUAGAGAGAUUGGAUAGAGGUACGCGACUUAUUGUUGUUCUAGGGAUACAUCUUUCUAGAGGACGUAGAAAUAUUUAUAGAUGCAGAGCUUCGACUUUCAGUGAUGAUCAGUCAGAUUCAUCAUCGCUGAUUUCUCUUCUAGUAGUUGUUGUCACGUGUCAACUUUUUUCUUAACCGCACCGCUUCGCCAUUCCAAUCUUUGCGUGAGACCCAUCGUGUGUGCCAUCUAUGACGCCCUUAAGGCAGUCUGCACUGAACUUUGUGCGAGAUCCAUUGUAUUGCAUUGCAUUGUAUGGAGUGUCGCAAACCCCACGUCAGAGCAUCGACGUUCGUUGCAAGACAAGCGGCCGCCACUAGUGCUAAAAGUUCCACAGCCAGGCGGGGCAUCAAAAGGUCCACCGCGCCUUCAGCACAAAAUUCCGAGAGGUAGUAGAACUUUGCUGUAGAAGAACUUUGCUUCGCAUAGUUCUUUGAGACAACUCGCUAAUAUGUUAAAUCAACAGCUUGGAAGACAAAUGCAUGAGCAUGUGAGCAAUAGUAUUAGCUGUAAGAUAUUCUUCACUCUACAAUAAUAAUCUUCAUUGCACAUCACGUGAUAACAGACCCCCUCCUUUCCCAUCAUCUGAUAAUUCAGAAUCUAUCACACCAGGUCACAACUACCAUCGCGAGGACGUUGGGGGCUUGCAGGAGAUUCGAGAAUUGUAUCACCAAUUCCUCAACGACACGGCUUUCUGUGUCAAGUACAACAUCGUCGGCAGCAAUCUGCAUCCAGGAUAUCCGGGUUCACUACUCGUACUAGUCGACGCUCCAGAGGAGACCUUUCUGCCAAAAUUCUAUCCAGAGCAUCGAAAUGACGAGGCUAUGGAGACCUGUCCUGUGACAUUCAACCAGCACCCGGUGAACAAAACGUUUUUGGUACUUUUCCAUGUUGGCUACUAGUCUAGUCUUAAGUACUUACUUGAAGAUGCAUUUGAAGAUGAUGUAAUGAAUUCUGUGUGUUAUGUAGUAGUAGAAGCUACAAAUCAACAUAAACCAAUUUUACGAGAAGAGCACACAAAUAGUAAAUCACGCAGCAUGUCUGAAUAGCAAACCCGUUCUCCGUGAACCACAAAACAGCAAAUCCACCCGUAUUAUGAGCCCGAUGCCGAAUUGCUCGUGCGUUCUUUCACAGACUACGGCAAGAAGCUACCCCCAAGAUACAUUUGGAUGCAGAGACUUUUGAAUCUCAAAAAAUGCUUGCCGACAUCACAGGUAGUAUCGUUGUUUUGAGUACAAGUCUUUUUCUUCGCACUCCACUUUGUACCUACUGCAAGUGGAUAUAUCAGUCGUAUGAACAGCACCAUCAACUUAGCCAAUUUGAUAGACACCAGUCACCACAGGAGCGAACCGCGAGCGUUGGCAAGGCGGCUCUAAGCAUGGCUUUAGCACUUGGACGGCCUGACUGUGAAGAUAUGUCAGCAUCCGAACUACUGCAGCUCUAUACCAUGUAAGCCUACUAGUUGAACGGGAAACUUAGCUGUGAACAAUGUCAAUGCAUCUUGCUACUACGAAAACAAUUAUACCAGCUCUUCGAGCAAAGUUCAAGUGGACUAUACAAAUCUACUGGUUUACGAACUAAAACUUCUGCUGAAAUCGAACAAAAAUAGACCGCACAAAGUGUGAAAGACGACAAUAAAUCAGAAUGUAACGUUUGAAAAAAAUUAUACCUUGGUCAAGAAACA
This is a messenger RNA of Amoebophrya sp. A25, 3880 nucleotides long. The record is from the annotation of a GenBank genome assembly. NCBI's taxonomy places the organism in Eukaryota, Dinophyceae, Syndiniales, Amoebophryaceae.